ACAAACUGGGGUUGACAGUGGUUCCGGGAUGGUGGGCCUCGGCGGAGGUGCAGGUGGGGGUGGAGGUGGUGGCGGGGUGGGCAGUGGCCUUCUGGAGAACGCUAACCCACUCAUCUACGAGCGUUCUGGGGAGCGGCCUGUGACAGCGGGCGAGGAAGACGAGCAGGUUCCGGACAUCAUCGACGCGCGCGAGAUCUUUGAUCUGAUUCGCUGCAUCAAUGAUCCGGAGCAUCCACUGACGCUGGAGGAAUUGAACGUAGUAGAGCAAGUUAGGGUUCAGGUUAGUGACCCCGACAGCACAGUGGCCGUGGCCUUUACACCCACAAUUCCACACUGCAGCAUGGCCACUCUUAUUGGCCUGUCCAUCAAAGUCAAGCUUCUGCGCUCUCUCCCCCAGCGUUUCAAGAUGGAUGUGCACAUUACUCCAGGGACCCAUGCCUCGGAACAUGCAGUGAACAAACAGCUUGCAGAUAAGGAGCGAGUGGCAGCUGCUUUGGAGAACACCCACCUGCUGGAGGUUGUGAAUCAGUGCCUGUCGGCCCGCUCCUGAGCUUUGUUUGUCCUUCACUAUGCACCAGUGUCCUAACCUCAGCUUCACCUGGAGCUCAGGGCUUUGUUUUCCUGAAUCACUGACAAUGAGGAACUAACAUUUUGUUUUUUGUAAUAAAACCUUAAUUUAUAUUCA
Molecule: messenger RNA, 685 nt
Organism: Cavia porcellus (domestic guinea pig)
Lineage: Eukaryota; Metazoa; Chordata; Mammalia; Rodentia; Caviidae
Gene: Ciao2b
Product: cytosolic iron-sulfur assembly component 2B
Exons: 5
Coding region: 29-550 (173 amino acids)
Biological process (GO): iron-sulfur cluster assembly
Cellular component (GO): cytosolic [4Fe-4S] assembly targeting complex
Source: RefSeq, a predicted model, not a curated record